AUGCCUCCAAAGAAGAAAGGAGUUCAAGAGAAACCUAUAUUACUAGGAAGACCUGGUAAUAACUUAAAAUCUGGUAUUGUUGGGUUGGCCAAUGUUGGUAAAUCGACUUUUUUCCAAGCAAUUACAAGGUGUCCGUUGGGUAAUCCCGCCAACUACCCUUUUGCCACAAUUGAACCAGAGGAAGCCAGGGUUAUUGUUCCAAGUGAGAGAUUUGAUAAGUUGUGUCAAUUGUAUAAGCCCAAGAGCGAAGUGCCUGCAUUUUUGACUGUUUACGAUAUUGCUGGUUUGACUAAAGGUGCUCAUGCUGGAGAAGGUUUGGGGAAUAAUUUCUUGGCCAACAUUAGAGCAGUUGAUGCUAUUUUCCAGAUGACCAGAGCAUUCGAUGAUGCCGAUAUUAUACAUAUCAACGACGAGGUGAACCCAGUAGCCGAUUUGGACAUUGUCAAGGAUGAAUUGAGAUUGAAAGAUAUUGAAUUUGCCACGAGAUAUUUAGAGGGCAUUGAGAAAAUUACUAAAAGAGGUGGACAAUCCUUGGAAGUCAAGCAAAAGAAGGAAGAAGCAGAAAUAGUCAAGAAAGUUAUAAAGUUGCUAGAAGAUGGUUCAAGAAUUGCUAAUCAAACAUGGACCACCAAAGAAGUGGAUUGUAUAAACCAAAUGCUUCUAUUAACAGCAAAACCCGUCAUUUAUUUAAUCAACUUGUCUGAAAAGGAUUACAUUAGGAAAAAGAAUAAGCAUCUUUUGAAAAUCAAGGAAUGGGUCGAUGCCAAUUCCCCAGGAGACUUGAUUGUGCCUAUCUCGGUGUCGUUGGAAGAAAAACUAGCUAAUAUGGCUACAGACGAAGAAAGAGAAGCAUACUGUAAAGAAAUUGGCGCUCAAUCGGCAUUGCCCAAGAUUAUUGUUUCCAUGAGACAGAAGUUGGAUUUGAUUUCAUUCUUCACCGGAGGUCCUGAUGAAGUUCGGGAAUGGACUAUUAGAAGAUGGUAUACUGCGCCACAAGCGGCAGGUACUAUUCACACCGAUUUGGAGAGAACAUUUAUUUUGGCACAGGUUAUCAAGUACGAAGACUUGGUGGAGUAUGGAGACGAAGCAAGUGUCAAGGCUGCUGGUAAGUUGCUACAAAAGGGUAAAGAUUAUUACGUUGAGGACGGAGAUAUCAUAUACGUUAAAGCUGCUGAAGGGAAAGCUCGUUAA
Messenger RNA from Lodderomyces oxycetoniae, 1191 nucleotides. It is a transcript of the gene YBN5, whose product is annotated as Obg-like ATPase. Lineage: Eukaryota; Fungi; Ascomycota; Pichiomycetes; Serinales; Debaryomycetaceae. The transcript has a single exon. Gene Ontology annotation, molecular function: ATP binding; GTP binding; ATP hydrolysis activity. The coding region runs from base 1 to 1191 and encodes 396 amino acids. Gene Ontology annotation, cellular component: cytoplasm. The record is from RefSeq and is a predicted model, not a curated record.